AUGGCUAUUUCCUCAAUGCCAGCCAUGAAUCAACAACGCCGUCCAACACUACCUUCUCUUCAUUCCCUUGACUUGCCCACAUUAUCUCCAGCGAUACCUAGGCCCAGCACGUCCCCGUACGCAUUAUACGACAAUGGACGUCAUUCUCAACCUCAACCUCAGCGUCCAAGGCAAAGGCAGUUCUCCACGUCUUCAUCACGAACUCCUUCUCCUUCUCUGUCUGAAAGCACGGAUAGGCAGAAAACAUUCAUGACCGCUGUGGCCUCGACGUUUCCUCCACAUCUUCUCCCGCAAUCAAAAGGACCAGAUUUGCGUCUCAUCCCAUGCUCAUCCGUAGACGAUGCCGAUGCAGUUGUAUUUGUACCACCUCGUUCGCUCACUCUACCAGCCGAACAAAACCAGGCGUUGCUGCUCGUCGGGCCAGCUUUGAGCCAGUUCCGUCACCCGCAACGGCAAAUCGCAAAAGGAGCGAGAAUACAUCCCUAUAAGUUCGCUAGAUCGAACGACAGGACACAGAUGAGGAGAGUGUCUUCAUCUUCCUCGGUCACAACGGUCUCGUCGACGGCUACUUGCUGA
Molecule: messenger RNA, 576 nt
Organism: Marasmius oreades (fairy-ring Marasmius)
Lineage: Eukaryota; Fungi; Basidiomycota; Agaricomycetes; Agaricales; Marasmiaceae
Exons: 2
Coding region: 1-576 (191 amino acids)
Source: RefSeq, a predicted model, not a curated record